This is a messenger RNA of Cannabis sativa, 1101 nucleotides long. RefSeq lists its product as uncharacterized. NCBI's taxonomy places the organism in Eukaryota, Viridiplantae, Streptophyta, Magnoliopsida, Rosales, Cannabaceae. Bases 264 to 800 code for a protein of 178 amino acids. The transcript has a single exon. The record is from RefSeq and is a predicted model, not a curated record.
AUGCAGCCUUUUAUAAAUAAAUAAAUAAAAAAAAAGUUAUUACAAAAACACGAAAAGUCCUUCAAAAUUAAAUAUAAAUAAUAAAAUCAUGGUGAAGAAGGCAAGGACGUGACUAUACAAACUCCUUUUAGGUUCCAAACAUCAUAACUAACUCGCUCCAAUUUUCUCUUUUCUCUCUCUCUCUCUCUAAAAAUUUUCCAUCGUUUUCUCGCGAACCAAACACUACUUAUCUCUCUACUACUUCUUUAAUUUCCUGUUAUACUAUGGAGAAAUCAAAGCAAAAUUAUCAGACUAAGGUCGCGGCGAAGAGUAAUAAUAAUCAGGUUUGGGAUUGCGGGAGCUCACUUUACGAUUCAUUCGAGCUCAAUUCCUUCAAACGCCAGCUCGAUUCCGCCAUUAUUAACUCUUCCAGAAGCUUCUCGAUGCCUCACUUAUCAGAUCGACGAGGUCUUCCUCGUCCUCACCCGGUGAAUCCACCGUUACAGGCGGUACCUGAACCUACACCGUCGGCGGCGGCGGCGAAGAAAUCGUCGAAGAUCUCUCGUUCUUUGAACAAAUUUCUCCGAUCGGUUUUUAGACCGAAACUACUGAACUCGAGUUCGAUCUUCCGAGUUAACACGGAGCAAUCGAAAGAUGGAUUCCUCGUUGUUUACGACAAAUCAAGUACUCUUACGACGAUUCCUGAAGUUCCUGAGAUUGAUUUCGGAGGUGGAUUUUCGCCGGAGAUUGGAUCGUUAGUGAGGAGAACUGGUUCGGAGCGGUUCGCGCCUGCAACUUCAAUCGGUAUUUCAUGUGCUUAGAUUGAUUGAUUGAUCCAACGGCUGUAGUUUAAUUAGCUCUUAUACUAUAGUUAACUCUGAUCAUAUAUAGCUUAUAAGAUCAUGCAUAAUCAUAAUCAUGAUAAUCCAACGGCUGUAGUUAAAUUUCUUUUUUCUUUUUCUUAUAUUAAUCAUAAUCAUAUAUAUAUAGAGAGAGAUUAUUAAUAAAAAUACAAAUGUAUAAUUCAUAUUAUAAGUUCCGUACAUGUAUAGAUAAUGUGUAAUGACUUUUUUCUUUGUUAAUAUUUUAAUAUUUUGGAAUAUAUUUUUGGCUAUAUAAUAA